This is a messenger RNA of Strongylocentrotus purpuratus (purple sea urchin), 1969 nucleotides long. Its product is annotated as adhesion G-protein coupled receptor G2-like. The coding region runs from base 131 to 1576 and encodes 481 amino acids. Lineage: Eukaryota; Metazoa; Echinodermata; Echinoidea; Camarodonta; Strongylocentrotidae. Gene Ontology annotation, cellular component: membrane. Gene Ontology annotation, biological process: cell surface receptor signaling pathway; G protein-coupled receptor signaling pathway. The transcript has 7 exons. Gene Ontology annotation, molecular function: G protein-coupled receptor activity. The record is from RefSeq and is a predicted model, not a curated record.
AUACAGUGGAUCGAAUAUUAUACUAACAGCUCUCAAAGUUGAUAGGACGAGUUUUCCACUCAGAACUGCCAUAGGUGGAGCCGGGAAUGACGUCAUCGAAAUUUCAACCGAUGAAGGAACUCUGUCUAAUAUGGCGGACGUAGCAUCUGUUACGUUACCAUCUGCAAUUCUACCUUUCGUGCCAGAUGACAGUAAGGCGAUAUCCGUCAGUGUCUUUCUAGUAAACUCGCCCAAACUGUUUCAGGGUGACAGACCAUCUUCAUCAAGUAUUCCCUCGUCUACAGACAAGCAGAAUCAGCAGCCAAAGAUCACCGUUGUCGCUUCUCCUAUCUUAACUGUGACCAUUGAGGGAACUGAUAUCAAAGACCUCCCUGAUAAUGAAUCAAUUACCUUUGUGUUUCCUGUGAAUCAGAAUUCGGCGGAAAAAUACAAUGACACCAAACAUCCAGCGCGCUGUGUGUAUUGGGACAUCACCUUGGAAGAAUGGUCGGACGAAGGGUGUAAAAUCGACAAUGCUACCUUUACAGACAUGGUGGCUUGUCGGUGUAAUCAUCUCACAAGCUUCGCUGUUCUUUUGGAUAUCAAGGGAAGUUUUGAAUCUCAAGUUAUUGAUCUGAUCAGUCGCAUCGGUUGCAUUGCAUCAAUUGUGUGUCUGUGUUUGACCAUUAGCAUUCUUCUGGGUUUUAGAAAACUGCGUGGAAAACGGCCACAACAGAUCAUCGUUAAUCUCUGUUUCGCCUUGCUAUGUUUAUACGUCACUUUCGUCAUCGGUAUUGACCGACCGACCUGGAGGAUCAGCUGUACUGUGGUUGCUAUCCUAUUGCAUUACUUCUGCCUUGCAUCGCUUACUUGGAUGGGUGUAGAAGCCUUCAGCAUGUACAUGUCAUUCGUCAGGGUUAUGGACACCUACAUACCCAAAUUACUCCUAAAGUGUUGUCUCGUCGGAUGGGGCAUCCCGUUAAUUGUCGUCAUAGCAACAGUUGCCAGUAAAUGGACAGCGUACCAAAACUCUGACUACUGCUUCCUUUUACCGGGACCUUCUUUAUAUUUUGGACUGAUUCUGCCAAUCGGUCUGAUCCUCACCUGCAAUUGCAUCACCUUUACCAUUGUUAUCUAUAAGCUAACCUGUGGUAGGAAGACUUUCUCCGCCACCAGCACAAGGCUGUCCAAGAAAGAAAGGGUAGCCACAAUCCGGAUCGAAACCAUUCGUCGGGCACAAAAUGCUGUUGCAAUCGGGACGUUGCUCGGUCUCACUUGGUCCUUUGGAUUCCUGGCUGUAGGUGAUGGUCGCUUAGCAUUCAGCGCCCUCUUCGCCACAUUGAAUUCUCUCCAGGGAGUCUUUGUCUUUCUCCUCUUUGGCAUCAGGCAACCUGAAGUGAAAGAAAAACUAAGGGCGACUCGGAUGCGACUGUUGCAGGGUGUAAGGUCUGCGCGUAGAGGUUCAGACUUUUGGACCUCAUCGAGUGAAGCGCGCAUGGAUUCACGACCCUCUGACGUCACGAUUAUCCCAAUGGAGCAAACCACUGGCCUUACUGAACCACUGCCUUCAAUGUGCCCCGAAAGAGAAGCGUUGUAAUCGUUAAUUCCGGUGUUUUUAUAGAAUGUGACAGUUUAGCCUUGUUACUAAACACUUAUACAAUUAAGUCUUCUACUACUAGUAUUACUACUACUACUAAUAUUACUGUAAAAGUAUGCGUGAGACGUAACGGACGUUAGAGUUGAGAAAAUAAAAACAUGUUUGUAAUGUGAAUUGCGAAUCCCCAUAUGAUACAACCUGAACGCAUGUUACUAGUACAUAAUUUAUGAAAUGAAAAAUAAAAACAGUUAUCGAAUGAAAUCAAAUAAGACGAAAAUGAUAUAGCCCUAUCACGAAAAUGAUAAUUACACAUCAAAUAAAUGACUGAUUUAUCGAAAUUUUGACGAGUUUAUUUAUCACUUCUAGUUAGGGUCACAUUGUAUGUUUUUAAAA